GUGACCCCGCUCAAACGCCCCCAUGGUCGCUAAACGUUUGUGAGCUCCUGAGCUUCCUCCGCCAGCUUCGACCGAAACCAUGGCGGAGAUCGUAGGCCUCGUCGUGGGCGGGUUUCCCAUAGCGAUAUGGGCACUCGAGAAAUACGCGGAACCCUGGGAGACAUAUCACCGCUACCACACUACGAUCCAGGCCUUCCGGGCCGACCUGAUCCUGCAGAAGCGACAACUCCAGACCUCGCUCUUAAACAUCGGGCUACACGAUAACCCGACGACUGAGGAGGUACGGGAAUUCUUCGAGGAGAAGUUUCCGGAUAUAUCUCCAGAGUUGAUGUCUAUCAUUCGACGGAUGGACGAAACAACGGCGUCGUUGCUUAAGAGUCUCGAGAUCGACGUGAACGGAAAGCCGGAUGUUCUGCUCGGAAAGGUCCAUUGGGAAUGGCGCAGAGUGAAGAAUAGUCUCAGCACCAAGAAACGUGCCAAAGUGGUUGACGAUCUCAGGCAUUGGAACGACGACCUCAGGAGAUCUCUCGAGAAGCCAGAGGUGCCCGCCCAAGACGACAGCUGCAAGGUCCAAGACCUGAAACGUCGUUUCAACAUCACGCGUAGCAACGCGAUUCGACAGUGCCUGGCCUCGCUCCACAGAGCCCUCGAGCUUGGAUUCCGCUGUUCCUGUCCCACACCGCACGCAGCCGCGAUUGAUCUCGACUGGGCGUCCUAUGAGUCUGAUUCAGGGAUAACUUUCAAAGUAGCCGUGUCGUACGAGACGAGCGCACAGUCUCAAGGGGUCGGCUCCUGGUGCAAACUGGACAUUACCUCCGAGACCGCCACGGAAACGGUCGAGUCUGUUCCUGAGUUGCCGAGUAUACGAUUUCCGGCGCCUGUUAGGGCUCCUGCUUUAUUGGUCCCGUCACUUCCUACCGGUUACCGAUCUCCCUCCCCGAGUUCGUCGUUUCGGUCCAAGGUGGCACAUUUCAAGCACAGCCGGACGUUUUCGCGAACACCUCCACCGCCACCAACUCCGCCGUCCACGACGGCUUCAUUACCAAAUCUAAGAACACUCGACACAGCACCCGCUGUACCGUCUCCACAACGCUCCGGGAUAGCAAGCCUUUGCGCCGCGCUACGCACGGAGACUUGCCCGUGGCCCUUAAAGCGCUUUCUCAAGGACCCGGAUUCAGAACAGGCCCGACAUUACUCCCUCUAUCACCAUCCUGUAGACUCACCGAACAUCAUCAAGGCCGUGCCUGUGAAGUCAUUGCUUUCGUCGCGAGGGCAGCAAACCCAGAAGCGCAGCCCCUACCUGGCCCUCACCGCAAAACAGCGUUUCGGUAUCGCCGCCACUAUCGCGUGGUCCGUUCUCCAUUUGUCCUGCAGUCCAUGGCUCGACGAACGCGAGUGGGACCAAAAGCAAAUGGCCAUCUUCAUUGAGAAUACCCCGAAUGGCCGCAAGACGUUCUCACGCCAUCCAUGUGCCUCUUAUAUUUUUGCUCGACGAACUUACCAGGAGGACGUUCCCCCUGACUUCGACAACCCCGUCAACAGUCUGGUCCCAAACAGAACCAUAUUCGCCCUGGGCGUCCUACUCAUCGAGCUCUGCGUCAGCGAGCCCGUCUCGAAACCGGAUGGAGAUAACGCGGGAGCGACCUCGCUCAUCGAUGACUACCAGUCCGCGUUAAGCAGGCUAGACGAAGUGUACAGACUAGCCGGUGACUCUUACGGAUAUGCGACAGAGCGAUGUGUUAAGUGUUCAUUUGAGGGGAGGGAUAUGUACAAGGACUUUGAAUUUUCGCGAUUCCGACAGCAGUUCUAUGAUGUGGUGGUUGCGCCAGUCCAGGCGACGUACCUCACGUUCCCGGAGUCAUCUCAUUGUGUGUAAGCUCCAAAAUGUAGAGAGCACGUGUAACCAGAAUCCGGGUACCUGAGGAAAGGUAACAGCUUCAAUUAUCGGCGGGUCAACUAAUCAAAGGG
This is a messenger RNA of Chaetomium fimeti, 1968 nucleotides long. RefSeq lists its product as uncharacterized. Lineage: Eukaryota; Fungi; Ascomycota; Sordariomycetes; Sordariales; Chaetomiaceae. The transcript is spliced from 3 exons. The coding region runs from base 80 to 1876 and encodes 598 amino acids. The record is from RefSeq and is a predicted model, not a curated record.